Messenger RNA from Opisthorchis viverrini, 1874 nucleotides. RefSeq lists its product as hypothetical. Lineage: Eukaryota; Metazoa; Platyhelminthes; Trematoda; Opisthorchiida; Opisthorchiidae. The coding region runs from base 1 to 1212 and encodes 403 amino acids. The record is from RefSeq and is a predicted model, not a curated record. Gene Ontology annotation, molecular function: serine-type endopeptidase inhibitor activity. The transcript is spliced from 6 exons.
AUGUGUCUCCGCAGUGAGCCAAGGGGAGGAUACGUCAGUCGCACUCCCUUAGAUUGGCCGACACGAAUGUUUAGAACGAGAACCACGCCCGAAUUUUCACUGGAUGAGAACUUUCUAACUUCUCCGAUUAAUGCUGUGCUAUUAUUGGCUACCUUACUUGGUUCCGGGGGAGCCAAAGGUAGAACCGGUGCAGAAAUUGGUCACGCACUGCUGCUACAAACGGGUAUCAGUGAUUUCAACUUACAGCCAGCUGUUGACGAAGCAGCUGGCCUAUUCAACGAGCUCUACAAUGAUUACACCAAGGAAGAAACCACUAUUCACAGGAAAAAGACAAAAUGCAUCCAAAUCAACAAUGGAAUUUUUAUUCAAAAUAAUUACAACAUCAAGCCCAGUUUCAGGAAGACCACAUGGCACAAGUUUUUUACGCACGUCCUGCAGGUGGAUUUUUUGAACAAAACGGAGGCAUCUCGUUUCAUAAAUGUAUGGCUUAAGAGAGAAACAUAUGGAAGAAUUCCACAGUGCUUCCAAAGUCCAGAAGAAAUAUUACCGUCGUCAAGGCUUGUCCUAGUCAACGUGCUGACAUUUAUCGACUUAUGGAAAAAUGGCUUCACGGCAGUACAAACGGAACAGUUCAUACUAAAAAAUGGCACACGGGUGAAUGUCCCAAUGAUGCAUGUGGUAGAACCCAUGCUAUACAUGAGAUCUGAUGUAAUGGGAAUCAUAUCCAUUCGGAAACCAUUCAAGAACACACGAUUCUCCUUUUUUCUGAUUGUGCCUACUGACCACAAAAACACGUCUGGAAUGGAAAAAGUGUUGGACGGAAGAUAUCCCAUGAAUUUUGUGACCGUAUUGCAAGAGGAGUGUGUGGUCUCUUUGAAGCUUCCAAAGUUCAAACUGGAAAGCAUACUUGACUUGAUGAGUUCGCUGCAAAAGUUUAUGGUGUAUGAACUAUUCCGGAAGGGCAGAGCCGAUCUUUCUGGUAUAACGGGCUCAGACCGUUUAUUUGUCAAUCUAUGGAGACAGAUCAAUGUAAUGGCUGUAGACGAAUCCGGAAUAAAUGCUGACAUGGCACAAGAAAUCGAAACAGCGUCAACGACAGACGACCAGGCGGAGGUAGAGGUCACCGCCAACACAACGUUUGCCUUCAUUAUAUAUGAUGAGGAUCUCAGAUUGCCAGUCCUCGCUGGUCGCGUGGUCAAACCAGUUUUCUGAGUUCUUCAUACAUAAUGACAGUGUAUGAAGCUGUCACCGCUAUCUGUCUCCAAGCUUCAUUUCCUGUAACAAUCUGUGGACUCCAGCUAUUCGUCUACUUUGAUCAGUUGAAAAGUGCCUUGUAUUUUUUGUCACAUUAGUGUUGGCUAUCUAGCGUUGUUGGUCAAUCUGUAUUCCAAACUAAUAUCUAUCAUGGAACUGACGAGUUUUACAUUCAACUCGCCUCAACAAGUGAGUAGGCCAGGCAUCAGUAUUAAUUGCUCCUGUCUUCCAAUUAUUACUAAAGCGUGCUGCCUUCCAGCGAGAUUUUUACCCUUAACACUUUGACUUUGACUACAAACACCUACGCAGCUUUACGCUUUGUCAGUACCUUAAGGACUGAGAUUACUCAGCUCUUCCAAUAUGCGUCAAUAUAUUGCAGCUUCUGGUCUCAAGAUUUGAUACUUCCUCUUUCCAUUCUUCCAUAACUAUCAAGUAAGAGCCUCUGUACCCACUGUCUGGUUUACGUCCUUAUUUCACCCAGUUGGUACAUGAUAUAGAAAGAACCGUUUUUGUUCCUGGUAUUCUCAGCUCCCAUUUCUAUCAAUUACAGGCAGUUGUUGCAUCUUGAUCGCUAGCAUAUUUCAUCAUUCUGGUCGUUUCCGCGCGUCACAUGAUCAUUA